Molecule: messenger RNA, 2045 nt
Organism: Lethenteron reissneri (Far Eastern brook lamprey)
Lineage: Eukaryota; Metazoa; Chordata; Hyperoartia; Petromyzontiformes; Petromyzontidae
Product: ragulator complex protein LAMTOR1-like
Biological process (GO): positive regulation of MAPK cascade; endosomal transport; positive regulation of TOR signaling
Cellular component (GO): late endosome membrane; membrane raft; lysosomal membrane
Molecular function (GO): molecular adaptor activity; guanyl-nucleotide exchange factor activity
Source: RefSeq, a predicted model, not a curated record
CUCCCCCCUUAAUAAGGGAGCGCGUCGCUCAUGUCGCGCUGUCGCAGUCGUCGUCGUCGUCGCUGAUUUAGUUUCUCUCCCCUUUUUGUUCUCUCUCUUCCCGCUCAUUCCAUCAAACCGGUUUAAGUUUCUUGAUUUGUGUUUAACCCCCCCCACCCCCCCUCUGCGACUCCCACUCAUGGCCGCGUGAGAGGAGGAGGAGGAGGAAGGAACGGGCGGGGGGAGUGUGUUGGAGAGCCGCGCCGCCAGCAAUGGGGUGCUGCUUCAGCAAGGAGAACGGCGACUCGGAGCAGCAGACUGAAGAGGUCAAGCCUCUCAUUGACCCGGUGUCAAACCUCAACCGACACCCCAAUGGGGCCGACUACCGCUCGACGAGCCAGACCACGGCCGUGUCCUCGCGUCAUGAGUACGAGCAGUCGGCGCUCAACCAAAUCCUCGUCAAGACUGCCAAUAACAUAAUCGAUGUGUCGGCCACGGACUCGCACGGCAUGGAGCAGCACGAGUACAUGGACCGCGCACGGCUUUACAGUGCGCGCGUGGUGAUGGUGGGCAGCUCGUCACACGGAUCGGCCUGGGCUAAGCCUCCGUCCCUCAUGACGCUGACCACUCAGCCGUUCCACGUGCUGGCCAGUCCCCUCGUGUCGCACUCCGACAUCACACAGGUGGCGCGGUUCGCUGCUUACGCCUCAAACGCCGGGGCGCAGGUGAAGGUCGAUCACAAGGAGGAACUUGUCGCCCACUUCAACAUCCCGUGAUCCCGUGCCCGGGAUGUGACGUUGCGGCCCACUGGAUGUGAUAUUGCUGCCCUCCCCGCCCCCGCAAGUAGCAUCGUCGCUCCGUGGAGGCGGCAAUCUCCAGCCAAUGACAUCGCCAACACGCGGACGAAAACGGCGCCACUGGGCGACGCGUCGCUCUGAACAGGAGGCGUGGUGUCGAAGCGCACGUGAAAGUGACGUCACAUUGUACAGAACGUGGCAUUGCAUUGUAAAUGAAGUGGUGUCACAACACACAUUUAUUAAAACGCGAGGCAGUGCCGUUACUGGAUACUGAAAGGGACAAGUCGCUUUCACGUUUUGCAAAAAAAGGUGGUUGUGGUGAGUGUACGUACGAGCGUUUGUGUGCACGUUAUACGAACGCUAUUUCAAGGGUCUCAAUGCUAACUCCACAUCAAAUUCAAAUUUGAGGUUUCUCUAUUCACAGGUUUGGCUGUUACUGCUGCUUUAUUUUCCUUAUUGCACAUUUUUUUAAAGUGGGGUUUUAAUUACCUGCAAUGCAAAAAUUAGGAGCCGUUAUCGCAGCCUCGCCUUCACGUUGCAUACACAGGAAGAAGGGGCAUCGCAAUCCACGGCAAGUGAUGUCACCACGCAGGCAUUCAGAAAUUUAUGGGCACAGAAGUUGGCAUCUGCACCUACGCUCACUUAGGAACUUUUAAUGGCCAGAUGUUGGCGACAUUAAGUGCUUCUGAUUGCUCUUUAAUUCUUCAGGCAAACUUUUAAGGCUUGCGAAUUGAUUUGGACACAAAUUGGUUAAUUUGUUGUCAGUUUGGGGCCCCGCAGGUGGGAGGGAGGGAACCAGUAGUUAUUUUAACGUUAAAAGAGCCAUACUACGGGAUGAUCUGCGAUGUGGGCCCGGAUCUCAUAGCCCCCUCACCUCAGUUUGUGGACACCCGGCGAAUUAGCCUUCUUCCAUUGGCCAAUCAAAUUUGGGCAUCACUUGUAAGACCAUGUUGGGGUGGGGUGGCGUCAGCAAUGAUAAAUAUGCUGUUAAUUAUUUGUUUUGAUUUAUAUUUUUAUCCUUUGAUUAUGUGAUGCACGUGGAACUGCACAGAGGAGAUUGGUUGUUGUGUGGAAUCUGUUCAAUUUAGUCCAUGCAAAUCAGUUUCCCCUCCCACUUGGAUUUGCUUGCUCUGGGGAGGGUGGGGGGUGGGUCUAAUUUUUGGAAUGGGGGAGCGGUUGGAAUGGUAGAGCAAAAAAUAUAAUAUUUGAGUUGUAACAUUUUGCUGUCUUGUGGAAGCUUGUGUUGAAAUAAAAAAAAUCGUUAUUUCA